Mercenaria mercenaria is the source of this 981-nucleotide messenger RNA. Its product is annotated as zinc finger MYM-type protein 1-like. The record is from RefSeq and is a predicted model, not a curated record. Lineage: Eukaryota; Metazoa; Mollusca; Bivalvia; Venerida; Veneridae. The coding region runs from base 1 to 981 and encodes 326 amino acids. The transcript has 2 exons.
AUGGCAACUGCAUGCCCACCUUAUCCGGAUCCAGGAGAAACCAAACUUUGGAACAAUGACAAUAAACUUAGUUUGUUAUCAAACAAAUGGAAAGAUUCGAAGGAGUACAAGUUUCCACCCAGGAAUAUCGGAGGGAAAGAGCGGCGAUUCAACUCUAACUGGCUUGCUGACUAUCAUUUGCUACGAUACUCGCAGUCGCAAGAUUCUGUUUAUUGCGCUCCAUGCUUACUGUUUGGAAGUAGUAAAGACAGGGCCUUAUCUUCGUCUGCAGUGAGCGAUUGGAAGAAUUUAUCAACAUAUGUUAAGCGUCAUCAAGUUGAUGAAUUACAUCGUGCUAGUGUUGUUUUAGCCGAAAACUUUGUUGACGUUAUGGUUGGCAAAAAAGAAUCUAUCCUUUGUAAAAUAUCCUCUUCCAGCAAACAAAUAGUAGAAAAAAAAUGGCAUGUUCUGAAAGAAAUCAUAGAAGUUCUAAUAAUGUUAGGAAAACAGAAUAUUGCAAUACGUGGUCACAAGGAGGAGAAAAGUAAUUUCAUGGCGGUUUUACAAGGGUUGGCGAAAAAGGAUCCAGUUCUGUCAGACCAUUUAGCCAAUGCACCAUCCAAUGCAAAGUAUACUUCGCCUGAAAUACAAAAUGAACUUCUAAGUUUAUGCGGCGACCAAAUAUUGGACAUGCUAACAACUCAGUGCAAGAAUGCGGGUGUGUUUGCUAUUAUGGCAGAUGAAUCUUCUGACAUAUCCACGAAGGAACAGUUGUCAAUCUGCGUCCGCUACAUUGAAAAGAACGAACAUAACAGACACAAGCUGAGGGAGGAUUUCCUUGGAUUCAUCACCUGUAAAUCAAUAAAAGGACAGGCCAUCGCACAACUCACCUUAGAAAAUCUGCAACAUUGGGGUCUUGAUGUAUUGAAGUUAAGGGCACAAUGUUAUGACGGGGCAAGCAACAUGUCCGGAAAGGAUAAUGGCGUGCAAGCUUUAAUUUGA